Molecule: messenger RNA, 1210 nt
Organism: Scomber japonicus (chub mackerel)
Lineage: Eukaryota; Metazoa; Chordata; Actinopteri; Scombriformes; Scombridae
Gene: clec14a
Product: C-type lectin domain containing 14A
Exons: 1
Coding region: 1-1107 (368 amino acids)
Biological process (GO): positive regulation of axonogenesis
Cellular component (GO): cytoplasm
Source: RefSeq, a predicted model, not a curated record
AUGGAGUCUCGGUCGAGCUCCUGCUGGUUCAGCCUGUGGGUCCUGGUCCUGGUCCUGGUCCUGGUCCUGGUCCCGGUCGGAGGCGUCUCACCAAAGUACGUCGUCCAUCGCACCAAACUCAGCUUCGAAUACGCCGUCAGCUCCUGCUCACCGGGCGUCCUCGCCACGCUCAGAACCGACCAGGAGGUCACUGACGUCACCAGAGUCCUCCGGCCCGCCUUCUCUCCGGACCAGAACAAGUUCACCUUCUGGGUCGGACUGCAGAAGAACAAGACGCAGUGCGUGGUCCCCUCGCUGCCGCUCCAAGGGUUCCGCUGGUUGCUGGACGGCAGCGAGGAGGCGCCGCUGAUCCAGUGGAAGGAGGAUCCAGAGGAGACCUGCACCUCGAGCCUCUGUGCCGCCCUGACGUGGUCCAACAACAGCUGGGGUCUGAUCUCCAUCAGCUGCUCCACCCGCAACCAGUUCAUCUGCAAGGAACAAAAGACUAAACCAGAACCACCAACUAGACCAGAACCACCAACUAGACCAGAACCACCAACCACACCAGAACCACCAACCACACCAGAACCACCAACCACACCAGAACCACCAACUACACCAGAACCACCAACUAGACCAAACGCACCAGAACCACCAAACGCACCCGGAGCGAAGUCGGGCCCGUGUCAGCACCCGUCGGACUCCAACAUUCGCUCCGUCAACCUGGACUCCACCAACAGCAUCUGGCUGGAGUGCUGGACUGGGGACAAGCUGGAGCUGUACUGCGGCGGCGCCCCCCCCGUGUGGCGCCUGCCCAACGACUCCCCCGCCAACCUCAGCGCCGUGUGUCUGCCGUGUGGCGCCGGCUUCCAGAAGAACGCCACCGGAGACUGCGUGGAGCUGGACGAGUGCGGCGGGAACCAUCAGGACUCGGAGGCGUGCAGGGAGCCGGCGGCGGGCGGCCUGGACCCGUCCAUCCUGAUCCCCGUGCUGGUUGCCGUGGCGGCGCUGGUGGUACUGGUGGUGGUUGUCGCGGUAACGGUGAAAUGCUGCCUGAUGAGACGGAAGAGACGCGUCGAGAAGAUGGAGAUGAACAGCAAGACAGCCAAUGAGAAGACAGUAACAUAAGGGAGCUGAGCUGUGAUUGGUCGACCUCCACUGUGUGGCAGUCACAUCAUCAGUGACAUCAUCAAUGACAUCAUCAGUGACAUCAUCAGUGACAUCAUCAGUG